Hirundo rustica (Barn swallow) is the source of this 5523-nucleotide messenger RNA. RefSeq names its product Sad1 and UNC84 domain containing 2 (gene SUN2). Bases 129 to 2267 code for a protein of 712 amino acids. The transcript is spliced from 18 exons. Gene Ontology annotation, cellular component: meiotic nuclear membrane microtubule tethering complex; nuclear envelope. Gene Ontology annotation, molecular function: protein-membrane adaptor activity. Lineage: Eukaryota; Metazoa; Chordata; Aves; Passeriformes; Hirundinidae. Gene Ontology annotation, biological process: nuclear envelope organization. The record is from RefSeq and is a predicted model, not a curated record.
GAGGCGGGUGCCGCCUUCCCCCGCAAAACAAAAGGGAGCGGCGGCGAGAGCGGCUGGGAAGAACGGGUGGAUCGUUCUCGGCUGCGCGGCGCUUGCCGGUGAGCCGAGGCCCCCUCCGUGCUGCCGCCAUGUCCCGCCGCAGUCAGCGCCUUGUCACCACCCGCUAUUACCCCGGGGACGAUGAUGCCGCGACCGGCAGCAGUACAUCUCUGCUGGGUGGGACACAGCUCCCCUUCAAGGAGACCACCGGCAGGACGAUCAGGAGGAAAUCGAGUAGCACAAAGCGCCUCUCUCCCACCCCCAGCACCCAAACCUCCUACUAUAGCGAGUCCAUGAUGAGCGAGUCCUACCUGGGGGGCAGCCGGGGCCUUGCUGCCCUGGGUAGCUCCAUGCUGGAUGAUGACCUGGACAGCAGCGCGUACUGGGGUGGAGGGCUCUCCACCAGGAGGAGAAGAGGCACAGGGGACACCGAGUCCAGUAAGAUCAAUGGGGUACUAGAGAGCAAGACGUACGACACCUACACAUCUUCAUCCGGGUACUCCUCGGAGGACGACUAUGCUGGUCACUAUUUUUCAGGCCAGAGUAGCUCUGGGUCGGGUCUGAGAACUGCAGCCUCCCGGGUGGGCUCCUUCCUCUGGCAGGUGUUCACCUCCCCAGUUCGGUUCAUGGGGUGGCUGUUCUCGAGGCUGGCAGGGGCCUGGCGCUGCCUCACCGGCACAGCUUCCCACCUGGACAGUGUCCCUUUCUCCAGGCGCUACCCACGUCUGAAGAGGUCCUUGCUGCUGCUGCUGCUGCUCCUCCUGCUCCUCGCUGCUACAGCCUAUGGAGCUUGGUACUUCUAUCCAAAUGGGCUGUCAACACUCAGCCUGCCUUCCUUCUCAUCGUGGGGAGCUGGAAAGCUUUCCUCCACUUCUGAUGUUCCUGGGGCAGGGGACCUGACCAUGCUGGACCAGGGGGGACACCGACUCUUGGCUCGCUUCCAGUCCCUGGAGAAACGGUUUGAGGCACUGGAGGCCGAGCUGUCACGGUGGGAGCUGCGUCAUGGGGCGGCAGCAGUGACAGCAGGGGGAGAACCACCCCCGGGGGACAUCCUUGCACUGCUGGAGGGGCUGGUGAACCGUCGGGACAUGGGGCUGAAGGAGCAUCUCCACACCGACAUGGCCAACCACCUCCAGGGCGAGCUGGAUGCGCUCCGAGCCCAGGUGCAGAGGGAUUUAGAUGGGCGCCUGGGCAAGAUGGAACAAGCUUCCCGGGAGAUGGAAGCACGCUUGCUGGAGCUGCACUCGGAGUGGCAGAGCUUGGUGCAGGAGAGCCUACGAGGGACCUUCCAGCAGGAGGUGGGCAAGCUGGAGCAGGAGGUGGCAGUGCUGAGGAGGGAGCUGGCAAGCCUCAAGUCAGACCAGGAGGUGAUGGGGAAGCAUGUGGAGGGGAUACUGGAGCAGCUGAAGACAGUGCGGGCUGAUGUGGAAAUGCAGUUCCCAGUGUGGAUCAGUAGGUUCCUGUCAGAGUCCCAGCAGGAUGGUGCUGCUGCCUUCAUCCUCCAGCGGGAAGACCUGCAAGCAGAGCUCCAGGCUUUGGAGCACAAGAUCCUAGCAAAAGUCCUGGAGGACCGGAGACUGUCAGCACGGGAUGCCCAGGCUGGUAUUGGAGUGGCCCUGCGGCAAGGAGGGACUGCAGGAGUGACGGAGGAGCAAGUGCAUCUCAUCGUGGGCCAGGCCCUGAAGCGCUACAGUGAGGACCGUGUGGGGAUGGUUGACUACGCCCUCGAGUCAGCAGGAGCCAGUGUCAUCAACACUCGCUGCUCAGAGACCUACGAGACACGCACGGCACUGCUGAGCUUGUUUGGCAUCCCCCUGUGGUACCACUCACAGUCCCCCCGUGUCAUUCUGCAGCCAGAUGUCAACCCUGGGAACUGCUGGGCAUUUCGUGGCUCCCAGGGCUUUGCUGUCAUCCGCCUCUCCGGCAUUAUCCGCCCCACGGCCGUGACGCUGGAGCACAUCUCAAAAGCCCUCUCGCCACAGGGGACCAUCCCCAGUGCCCCCAAGGACUUUGCUGUCUAUGGCUUAAAAGAAGAAAGAGAGGAGGAGGGCCUUCUCCUUGGACAGUUCACCUACAACCACGAUGGCGACCCCAUCCAAACAUUUUACUUGGAGGGCGACUCCAUGGGCACAUACCAGCUGGUGGAGCUCCGGGUGCUGAGCAAUUGGGGCCACCCCGAAUACACCUGCAUCUACCGCUUCCGCGUGCACGGGGAGCUGGCGCACUGACCCCAGCCCUGCGCGGGAUGAGGAUGCUGUUGGGCUGACAGCAGGAGGGGAUGCGUCUGGUUCGCUGCUUCAAACGUAGAAAUCCUGGCGUGUGCCAGCAGCCGCCCCAGGAAGCUGCUCCCCUGGAGGGAGGAGAAGAGCUGGUGUUGAAGGGAUGAGGCUUUCACGCUUCCAAGGACCUGGGUGUUGAGGCAAGAGCAUCCCAAGUGGGUCCUAGCGCAGCCUGGCUUGUUUUCAGCGCAUAUGGGACAUUUUAACUUUUUAAGCUAACUUUGUAUCAGGUUUGCGCUGCCCCUCUUCCCUGUUUUUCCACUCCUUUCUAGCAUGGCCAGGGCUUGGGAAAGAGGUGUCAUUUUGUGAUGUGCUUCAUGUGGGCUUGGUGCAAAAGAUUGGUGUGUGGGACCUUGGUGCUUGACUCAGUGCUGCCACAGUAGGUGGGAGCCACCGGUCGUGGCCACCAAGUGCCCUCCACACAGGGUCACUUCUCUUGCCUUGGUGUUGGUUUGGGUAAAGAUCUCUAGCCCUCCAAUGCUGGGCUGGCAGAGAGGAAAUAAGACAGUAUUAAUGAAGUAUUAACAUAAAACUAACAGUUUGGGGCAGCAGGAGGAGAGGUGUGUGGCAUGUGUUGGUGGCAGAGCCCACCUUGGUGCUGCCAUCCAGCCACUCAAGCCCUCCUGCUCACAGUAGCUGAGUUGGGUCUUGGCAAUGCUGUUGGCCUCCCUGGCUGCCUCCCCAGUGUUAAGCUUGAUGAUGCUAUUGAAAAGUCCUGUUGCUUGCUUUUCCUUUGGGGUUUGUUCUGAUUUUUUUUUUUUUUUUUUUUUAAGAGGGGUGGGGAGCUAUUUUCCUGUUAGGGUGUUGGGGCUGUUUUGGGUGGGUUUUUUGUUUGUUUGUUUUGGGUUUUUUUUGCAGGGGUUGGGGGGUUUGUCGUAUCAAAGGGGAAAAAAGACUUUUUCCAUGCAAUUUAUACUUAACCAGAGAAUGUUACAUGGUGCCACUUGGAUGAGUGGUACAGAUAUGGAGAGGGCUAGAGCUUUUUUUAGUAGAAUAGCACACACAGUAGGAUAAGCUAGAAUGAGAUGAGCAAGGCUGUUUAAAAUACAGGCCUCACCUUGUUGGUGGCUUGGUAGCUGGACUUGGCAGCUGGGAUCCUCUGUGCACUGCUGCUAGUAGGGUGCUAGAGGUGUUCCUGCUCUCCUUGCUCUGGAUGUCCUCUGAGACUGCAAUGCCUGGCUGUGGCCUCUUGUCCAUUGCUGCAUCUGUAUAUACUUGACUGUUAGCAGCAAGUGGGUGCUGCUGUCCCAGGGUUCUUGUGGGGGGAGACAGGGCAAUCACCAGGGCUUGCAGGUGCCAGCUGGUGGCUGGUGCAGGCUGACCUCCUUUCUCUUGGAAGUGCUCCCUUUUCCUCCUACCUCUCCUCAUUGGCAUUGUGCUGUUUUCUGAGCCCUGGCUGUGGUAGGACUGGGCUGGAGCAGGUGGGGGAGUUCUGCCUGCAGUGGGCAUGUAGAUCUUGCCUGUACUUUUGGGAUGGGUGGAGGCAUAGCAGGGGUUUGCAGGAAGGAUGCACAGGGACCUUCCCCAGGCUGGGGAGUGCUAGGGCCAUCUGGCCCCUCCACCUGCUGGCUGCCUGCAUCACAGAGUUUGGCUUAUAUUCUUGGCUGGUGUUAACAGCCUCCAGCAUUGUGUUGUGUUUCACUGAAAGAAAAGCCCAAGGGCUCACGGCCAGUGUUUCAGUCCCUGUCCAAUGCUGGUAUCAUCCUUCCCCUGACUUCAUGAGAGCACCAUGUAUUGAUUCCCACUCUGCUUGAAGCAAUGUAGGCAAUAGAGGAGGAGGAGAGGCUGAAAAAGGGUCUCCUCUCAGCAUCCCCUAAUGGACAUCAGGCAGAGCUGCUGAGCCUUGACUCCCUCCAUGCCAGCCUGGGAGGGUGAGGAUGGUGGCAACACAUCCCUUGCUGAAGGGGUCUCCUUGCUCCAAGCAGGGAAGUGAGCCCUGAGGGUGCAGUCCUGUCUCCAACAGGUUAAAAUUACCCUGUGGAGCCUCUUGCAGAGCUAGGAGGCCCUGCUGCAGGGAGAAAGCUGACCUGGAGCCAGAGCUAGGGACUAUAAAUUCUCUCCUAUAUUGAGCGUAGUCUUAAUUCUUGGCAUCCACAGCCAAAGUUAUUUUAAACUUGUCUACAGCUGCCGCUUGCCUUGGAGUCAUGUACAUAACUGCACUGAGCACACAAAAGUUGUGCUUUUAUGAAUGCCUAGACCAGUUCUGGGCUUGGCAGCCCAGCUCCUGUAUUUGUUUGAAUCAUAAAGAGUGAGCAGAGAUUAAGCUCUCCCUUUUUCUCACCUUUCACUGGCUGCUGGAGCAAGAGCAAUAACCAUGAGCCUGGGAAAAAAACCCUUUUCUUAUGUUCCUUCUGGGUUUCUGGCUUGAACUGUAAGGACAGGUGAGGUCUUUGCCCAAGAAAAAAAUUAUUUCAUGGUAAAUCAGGCAUGCUGGUGAAAGGCAGGAAAGGUGACCUCUUCCUCUGAAAAUGGAGUUGUAGUCGGAUCUCCUUCCACGUGGGUGUUAACUGCUUUGUCCCGGUUAGGGAGCAUUUGUCUUUACAGUGCAAGCUUGCCUUGUCCUUUGGACAUGAAAACCAUUGCUGUUCUAAGUAAAACUCCCUGGGGCCACCAGUGAGAGCUCAUUCUGGGGCUUCGUGCUCUUUUCGAACUGGUUUUAGAGGCCUCACCAUGCCGUCUGUGUGAGGAUCCCCAUGAACAUAUGCUGGGGCUGCAUAUGGGUUUUCAGCCCCAAAAUUCAGCAUCAGUGCUGGGCUGCAGCCUGAGUACAUGUGCUGAGUGCCCAGAGCCACCGGCUCUUGAGAUUGUAGAUUGCAGCAUUUCCCAGAGCUGCAGAAGACGGCACAGAAAACUGCUGCUUCAGCAUGUGCUUCAUUGCCCAGGGGUAUUUAAUCCUAGAUCUAAAUGCUGAAGAUGAGGCUGGUGAGGCAGGGGAAAUGCAGAACAGUUGUUGGGAGCAGAUUUCUCUUAUUUACUCCAUUUACCUCCUUUAUUUUCCCUCCUCAGUUUGCCCUACACACGUUACAAUUUAGCCCUCCAGAAACAGAUGGUUACAGACAGGAGUUUGUGUUUGAUGCUGUAGCCUGUUGCAAAUGCUGCACUGUUUUGUUCCUUUUAUUUUUUAAUCAACAGAUUGUAAUUUAUGCCUAUGCAAGAAAAAAAAAAAAAGAAGACCAAGACAUAAAUUAUAUCAAAACUGCUCUGA